GAGAUGGGGCUGAGGGCCUCGCGGCUGACGUCACUGGGCGGGCGGGCAACGCCGCAACGGCCGUUGGCAAUGACAACAGCCCGAUUCAAACCAACACAAACAUAACCUGCAGUGUCAGCGUGAGCCCCAUUCGAGGCUGAAAAUGGGUGAAGAAUUCAAUGAGGUGUGGCUGGCCGACUUGCUGCCGCUCUACUACAAGCGGCUGUUCCCCGCCGCCCUUUUCCACCGCUGGCUCAGCUACGGGAGCUCGUUCGCGUUUGCCACGCGCGAGAUCAGCUUCACCUUGCUGGGGGACGUGUACAUCCGGUACCAGUCGUUCGACACUGCGGACGAGUUCGUGCAGGAGCUCUGCCGCAAAAUGCCCAUCAAGAUCGACAUUGGGGCCGUUUACCUCACCAAGCCCAGGAGCCGGAAGGUGCUGUCGGUGAUGACGCCCGUGGCGAAGGAAAUGGUCUUCGACAUCGACAUGACCGAUUACGACGACGUGCGGAGCUGCUGCCAAGGGGCGGACGUGUGCCCCAAGUGCUGGCGGCUGAUGGCGAUCGCCGCCCGCGUCCUGGACGCCGCCCUCAGGGAGGACUUUGGCUUCCGCCACAUUCUGUGGGUGUUUUCUGGACGGCGCGGCAUCCACGCCUGGGUCUCGGACGAACAGGCGCGCGGUCUGGACGAUGCGGCCCGCUCGGCCGUGGCCGAGUACCUGCAGGUGGUGAAAGGGGGCACCGCAAAGGGCAAGAAGGUCCACCUGCCCUCGAACAUCCACUCCUCCAUCCGGCGCGCCCUGGCCAUAAUCGAGAAGCACUUCCAGGACAUCGUGCAGGAGCAGGAUCUGUUGGGGGACGAGCAGCGGCUCGGCGCCUUCCUGGCGCUGAUCGACAAGGAGCUGCGCCCCCAGUUCAAGGAGGCGCUGGCGGGCGCCGCCACGUCGCUGGAGCGCUGGCAGGCCUUCGAGCGCACCUUUGUGCAGCUGCUGCAGAAGGGGCAAGUGCCGCGCGGCCAGCGGAACCUGCGGGAGGAGAUCAAGCUGCAGAUUGCCUACCCGCGGCUGGACAUCAACGUGACCAAGAGCCUGGGGCAUCUGCUGAAGGCCCCCUUUUGCGUGCACCCCAAGACUGGGAAGGUCUGCGUCCCCUUCAGCGUCAAGCACGCGGAGAGCUUCGAUCCGCACGGUGUGCCCACAUUGCGGGCCAUCAUGGACGAGGUGGAUGCGUACGACCGCAAAACCAAGGAGCAGGUGGAUGGGGGCGAAGCCCCCUCGGCGCCCCACCGGGCCAGGAUCCCCGACUUCAAGAAAACCAGCCUGAUCAAGCCGUUCAGCUUGUUCGCGGAGUUCCUGCGCGAGCUGGAGCGGGGCGCGAAGCGCCCCCAUUCGCUAGCGGAUUUUUGAGGGGCCAAUCAAACGCCGCCGGUGUGUAACAGGUAUUUAUGCAGUCUAUGUACAAGAUGGGGGCCGGAUGGGGAAUUAAAUCGGGCAACACUGAA
This is a messenger RNA of Dendroctonus ponderosae (mountain pine beetle), 1479 nucleotides long. It is a transcript of the gene DNApol-alpha50, whose product is annotated as DNA primase small subunit. Gene Ontology annotation, cellular component: alpha DNA polymerase:primase complex. The record is from RefSeq and is a predicted model, not a curated record. Bases 143 to 1384 code for a protein of 413 amino acids. Gene Ontology annotation, biological process: DNA replication, synthesis of primer. Lineage: Eukaryota; Metazoa; Arthropoda; Insecta; Coleoptera; Curculionidae. The transcript has 6 exons.